Messenger RNA from Cuscuta campestris, 2517 nucleotides. Lineage: Eukaryota; Viridiplantae; Streptophyta; Magnoliopsida; Solanales; Convolvulaceae. The record is from the annotation of a GenBank genome assembly.
AUCAAAAGAAAAAGAAAAAAUACGGAGUAAUCUAUAUAUUCCAUUUCUAUAUCCUUCUCGCCACACGCUCAGCGUCACCGUCUCUUUCAUAGCAAAAUGCCCGGCGCUUCAGCAUCCGGCGGCCGCACCAGCGUCCGUGUAGUGGUCGUCGGCGACCGCGCAACCGGGAAGUCCAGUCUAAUCGCGGCGGCUGCUUCCGAUUCCUUCCCGGAGAAUGUUCAGCCGGUGCUUCCUCCCACUCGCCUACCUGGAGAUCUCUUUGCGGAGAACGUUCCGGUUACGAUCAUCGAUACAUCAUCGAGUUUGGAAAGCAGAGGCAGGCUCGCGGAGGAAUUGAAGCGAGCCGAUUCAGUAGUAUUGACCUAUGCGUGCGAUCAACCCUCCUCUAUGAAUCGCUUGGGCUCUUUCUGGCUUCAGGAGUUUCGUCGCCUGGAGAUCAAAGCACCUAUUGUUAUUGUUGGAUGCAAGCUAGAUAAGCGAGGCGAGGAGCAUCAUCUGAAUCUAGAACAGGCCAUGGGGCCUAUCAUGAGGCAGUUUCGGGAGAUUGAGACUUGCAUUGAAUGUUCUGCAGCUAAUUUUGUUCAGGUAAUUGAUGCAUUCUACUAUGCACAAAAGGCAGUACUUCAUCCAACAACUCCCAUAUUUGAUCACGAAUCCCAGUCUCUUAAACCCCGUUGUGUUAGGGCUUUGAAAAGGAUAUUUAGCCUUUUUGAUCUUGACGAGGAUGGUGCUCUCAAUGAUGAAGAGCUUAAUGACUUUCAGGUCAAAUGUUUCAAUGCACCACUACAGCCAGCUGAAAUAGUAGGAGUUAAACGGGUAGUAAAGGAGAAGAUACCAGCAGGUGUCAAUGAUAUUGGGCUUACUUUGACGGGGUUUCUCUUUCUUCACGCUCUUUUUAUAGAAAAGGGCCGUCUUGAGACAACUUGGACAGUUUUAAGGAAAUUUGGGUACAAUGAUGAAAUUAAACUGAGGGGUGAUUGCUUGCCUAUUCCAUCUAAAAAAUAUCCGGAUCAGAGCAUUGAAUUAACUAGCGAAGCUGUUGAGUUAUUGAAGGGAAUCUUUAGUGCAUUUGAUGAUGAUAAAGAUGGUGUGCUUACAAGUUCCGAGCUUGAUGAACUAUUUUCAACAGCGCCAGAAAAUCCCUUGGAAGAAUCUCCAUAUAAGGAGGCAGUUGAAAGAACUCCACUUGGGGGUUUAUCACUUUCUGCAUUCUUGUCUGAGUGGGCUCUUAUGACAUCAGUGGAUCCAUCUCAUAGUUUGGCCAACUUAACAUAUAUUGGAUACAACUGUGAUUCAGCCUCUGUACUCCGAGUUACUAGGCGGAGAUCAGUAGACUGUAAGAAGCAACAAUCAGAUAGAAGUGUCUACCAAUGCUUUGUUUUUGGACCUAAAAAGGCGGGAAAAUCUUCUUUAUUGAAAUCAUUUUUGGGAAGGCCCUUCUCUAAUGAAUAUGUACCUACAACUGAUGAGCGGUUUGUUGCAAAUGCUGUUGACUGUCCUGGGGGAAUUAAGAAAACUCUUAUACUUCGGGAGAUCCCAGAAGAUGAAAUUAAAAAACUAUUAUCUACUAAGGAGUCUUUAGCAGCUUGUGACAUAGCUGUGUUUGUAUAUGACAGUUCAGAUGAGUAUUCUCUAAAAAGAACUUCAGAAUUACUCAUGGAUGUGGCGAGGCAGGGGGAAGUUAGUGGCUUCAGUGUGCCAUGUCUAUUUAUUGCUGCAAAAGAUGAUUUGGAUUCAUAUCCAAUGGCAAUCAAAGAUUCUGCAAAGAUAUGCCUGAAUUUUAGGAUUGAUUCGCCUAUUCAUUUGAGCGUGAAGGAGAGGGAUUUGAACAGUGUGUUCAGUCGAAUUGUAAAUGCAGCUGAACACCCUCAUUUGAGUGUUCCCGAAACUCAAAUUGGACGCAACCAGAAACGUUUUCGGCAGCUUGUCAACCGCUCUCUUGUCUCUGCCUCGGUUGCAGCUGGUGUAGGUAUAGUUGGAUUGGCCGCAUAUCGCUCUUAUGCUGCAAGGAAGAGAACAUAGAAGACAUAACUAUUCAUUCAUUCAUCAUUUUGUUUGUUGAUGUGCUGCUGGCGGUCAUCAAUCAAACACAACACCUAAAUAACGUAGCGCACUUAGCAUUCCCAGUGUGCAACUGGUAACACCGUAGUUAUGUGUGUGUGUGUGUGUAUAUAUAUAUGUGUGUGUGUGUGUGUGUGUAUAUAUAUGUGUGAGGUUCUAGUGUGUGUGUGUGUGUAUAUAUAUAUGGUGAGGUUCUAGUGACACCGUAGUACGGUGACACUCCGGUGCCACUGUCAUUUUGGAGCACUUUCUGUGUUCCGUUUGCAAAAUUAAUGGUUCCUACCCCGUAUUGUAUACAAACUUUGUAAUGGACAAUGUCAGUCUUUUUUUUUCUUGUUUUGUCCCGUAAAACAAUGAGUCUUGUAUUUGAUUAUUUUACAAGUUUUAAAUGUUAGUUACUAGUUAGAGUAUAUUUACGGGAAAUCAUCAAUUAUAUGAUGACACUAAGAGCUUGUU